UCCCGUCUCCAACAGAGACGCAAAUCAAACCUGAGUUCUCAGAGAAAGCCUUUAGCUCUGGCUACCUGGAAGGCCUCCUGAGUAGAGUCAUACAGGUACUCUGACAAUUUCGUUUCAUUUUUUCAGAGACUGUAGCUGAACUAUGGCUCAGAGUGACUUCCUCUACCCAGAAAACCCAAGGAGGCGGCAGGAAGUGAACCGCCUUCACCAGCAGCUCCUAGACUCCUUGUCUGACAGCUUCCAAGUCACCAACAAGCUGACCGGGGUUCUGAACACCCACUUGGGCUGUAGGCUGGCCUUCAUUGAGAUGAAAAGAGAUGGAACCAUCAAAGAAAACUGUGACAUCAUUAUCCAAGCUGUGAUACGAAUCCAAAAGGAACUGCAGAAGGUUGACGAGGCACUGAAAGAGAAACUGGAGCCAACCCUUUACAGGAAGCUUCAGGACAUCAAGGAACGGGAGACAGAGAAGAUCGCAAUCGUGCAAAGGGUCAUUUCUGUCAUCCUGGGAGAAGCUACAUCUGCAGCCAGUGCAGUGGCUGUUAAGCUCGUGGGCUCCAAUGUCACCACUGGCAUCAUUAACAAGCUGGUCACCGUGCUAGCUCACAUCGGGACUUCCCUCCUUGGUAGCAUUGGCGUUGCCGUGCUUGGUCUUGGCUUAGAUAUGAUCGUCCGUGCCAUCUUGGGAGCAGUGGAGAGGACGCAGCUUCAAGCAGCCAUCAAAAGCUACGAGAGGCACCUGGUGGAGUUCAAGGCAGCUUCGGAAAGGUACCAUCAUGCCAUCACUGAGGUCACCAGUGCCGUGAAACGCCAGAUAAGAUGAAGUCAUGGAUCCACCACUGGGAUAGUUCUGUGCUUCCCUCUGCAUCUUGAUGCUUAUUUCUUUAACUAGUUUCCUUUUCCAUAUGCCUCCGAUGUGGACAGCGAUAGAGUAAACAAUUGGGAAUGCUUGG
Peromyscus eremicus (cactus mouse) is the source of this 950-nucleotide messenger RNA. It is a transcript of the gene Smco3, whose product is annotated as single-pass membrane protein with coiled-coil domains 3. The transcript has a single exon. NCBI's taxonomy places the organism in Eukaryota, Metazoa, Chordata, Mammalia, Rodentia, Cricetidae. The record is from RefSeq and is a predicted model, not a curated record. Bases 143 to 820 code for a protein of 225 amino acids.